AUGUUCAACAACGAGAUAGCUUCGCUUUCUGGCUAUAGAAGGGUGAAGGUGUCCCUGUACACGUUCAGCCCAACACUGCAAACUCGGGACAUCAUCUUCAACGGGGCGGGAAGUACCAAGCACAGCUGGUUCUCCAAGAGCCGUGUCAUCUCAUCGCCGUGGACUGACCUGAAGAGCGCACCCACCAACUACUUUUCCAUCUCAGGACACCGUGACGUGGCUUGGCGCAUUAAUAGGCGAUUCUUCAUCAACCGAAACUACGGAGGCUGCCCUGCUGAUAACGGUUGGCUGGUCGUCCUUGAUGGAAACUCGUACGGCUGUCCUUGGGAGAAAAGGACUGCUGGCACCCCGCGGAUCCUGUUUUCCAAGCGGUCCACCAGCGUCAAUUUUGAGCGAGAUCCGGGAAAUGUGGGCAUUGCUGACGUCAUGGCCAUCUUCAUCAAGACCUGUGACGGCUAGCUGAUAUCAGCUGACAUGUCCGCCUGAGGCCAUCAGCAUUUAGAGAAGUCACAAUGCAGAGCCGGUAUUGGCAGUUAGAGCAAGUUGCUGACGAUUACAAAUCGUUCAUUUUAGAUCAAAGCCUUCUUUUGCUAAGUAUUGCAAUAUAGCUAUAUUACUUACGUGAACUAUGCAACUCGGUCUAUUCAGUGAGACAUUCCUCAGCACAUGUAAUAGUAGAAUGGAAAUUUAUUUGAUAGAACAACAUAUUAGAACUUAUUCCACAAAAGAACAUUUGUAUGUUACACACUUCUGUGAGGGUGCACAUUAUAAUGAAGCUGAAUGAACUGUUCAAUGAAAUUGCAUUAGUAAGUUGAUUUGCUUUAGAUACGAUUCUAUGUUGCUCAUUACGUUUAAGGCUGUUGUAUAGAA
This is a messenger RNA of Branchiostoma belcheri (Belcher's lancelet), 870 nucleotides long. RefSeq lists its product as uncharacterized. Lineage: Eukaryota; Metazoa; Chordata; Leptocardii; Amphioxiformes; Branchiostomatidae. The record is from RefSeq and is a predicted model, not a curated record. Bases 1 to 459 code for a protein of 152 amino acids. The transcript is spliced from 4 exons.